CGACAAGGGCUUUCUUUUUACUUCUGCCGAGGAAACAAUAAGCAACAUGAGUUCCCUCAAGCUCCAGAAGAGGCUUGCAGCCUCGGUUAUGCGAUGUGGCAAAAAGAAGGUUUGGUUGGAUCCAAAUGAAAUCAACGAAAUCGGAAAUACCAAUUCCCGCCAGAGCAUCCGCAAGCUGAUCAAGGAUGGUCUGAUCAUCAAGAAGCCGGUCGUGGUGCACUCCCGGUACCGUGUCCGCAAGAACACCAUCGCCCGCCGUAAGGGACGUCACUGCGGCUACGGCAAGAGGAAAGGUACGGCCAACGCCCGUAUGCCCCAGAAGCUGCUGUGGAUGAACCGUAUGCGUGUGCUGCGUCGUCUGCUCAAGAAGUACCGGGAGGCGAAGAAGAUCGACCGUCACCUGUACCACGAUCUGUACAUGCGCGCGAAGGGUAAUGUGUUCAAGAACAAGCGUAUCCUGAUGGAGCACAUCCACAAACGGAAGGCCGAGAAAGCUCGCAGCAAGAUGCUGAACGACCAGGCGGAAGCCAAGCGUAACAAGGUCCGCGAGGCCCGCAAGCGCCGCGAGGAACGCAUCGCCAACAAGAAGCAGGAGCUGCUGCAGAGCAUUGCCAAGGAGGAGGAAAGCGCGCAGCAGGUUGCGGCUACCGGCAAGAAGUGAGCGAGAAGCAGUGCUGAGAUGAUACAAUGUGUUAGGCGAAGAUCAUAUUUUUAAGGAUUCCACAAACACUGGCGAAGGGAUGUGUUUGGUACCGUCGAACAGUUACUGUAGAUUUUGUUACAGUUCUAAGGUAUUAAAUAUAUUUCUUCCGAAAAGAA
Messenger RNA from Uranotaenia lowii, 819 nucleotides. It is a transcript of the gene RpL19, whose product is annotated as 60S ribosomal protein L19. The record is from RefSeq and is a predicted model, not a curated record. Gene Ontology annotation, cellular component: ribosome; cytosolic large ribosomal subunit. NCBI's taxonomy places the organism in Eukaryota, Metazoa, Arthropoda, Insecta, Diptera, Culicidae. Gene Ontology annotation, biological process: translation. The coding region runs from base 47 to 661 and encodes 204 amino acids. The transcript has 3 exons. Gene Ontology annotation, molecular function: RNA binding; structural constituent of ribosome.